AUGAAGGAAGCUCAACCUCCCGUGGCCAACAUCAACAACAAGCCCUCUCCCUUAAACACCACCAAACCCCUUCGGUUUCUUGUCAUCGGGGCCGGAUCGCGGGGAACGGCCUAUGCCCGUGCCGUGACGACCACCACCGUCGGGGUGAUCCACGCCAUCGCCGAGCCCCACGCUUUCAAACGCCAGGAGUUCGGCCGCAACUUCAUCUGGGGCGAUAAAGGUGGCAGCAGCCCGCACGAGGGCCAGGAAUUCACCGACUGGCAGGAAUGGCUGCAGUGGGAGCUGAAGCGUCGUCAACAGACUCCACACGCUACCCAACCCCCAGGCGUGGACGGCGUCUUCAUCUGUACCCUCGAUGAGACCCAUAUCGAGAUUCUUCGCGCCAUUGCCUCGCUCCAACUACAUAUCCUCUGCGAGAAGCCGCUGGCCCUGUCGCUGGCCGACUGUCUCACGGCCUAUCGCGUGCUGGGCGGCCAGUCGCCAUCGACGAUCUUCUCCAUCGGUCAUGUCCUGCGAUAUAGUCCGCAUAAUAUCCUGCUAAGGAAACUCCUGCUCGUCGACCGCGUCAUCGGCGAUAUCGUCUCCCUCGAGCACUGCGAGCCCGUGGGAUGGUGGCAUUUCUCUCACAGCUACGUCCGCGGCAAUUGGCGCCGUCAGACCCCCGCCGGAGACGGCUCUCUUCUCACUAAAUCGUGUCAUGAUAUCGAUUUUAUCCUCUGGUUGCUGUGCUCUCCGCCACCGGUCCCUUCCUCGGACGCCAACGCAGACGUAGAUGCCACGACGGAAGAUUCUCAACCACCCCAUCUCCCCCGCUCUAUCUCCUCCACCGGCACUCUCACUCAAUUCCGACCCGCCCGGAAACCACUCGCCGCUGGCUCCGCCACAAACUGUCUCUCCUGUCCAGCCGAGCCGGAAUGCAAUUACAGCGCGCUGAAAAUCUACCGUGACAUGCACGUGAAGCAGUCGAUCUUCGACUGGCCCGUGAAUAUCGUCUGCCCGGACAUUGAAGACGUAAUUCGUCCUUGCACAUCCUCCUCCACCGAGAACUCCUCCCCAACGGAGAACCCAUCAUCCCCCGCCGCCAUCGCGGCAGCAGAAAUCCACCUCCUCAAACGCCUAGGAGAAGAUUACUCCCGAGAGAGCAUGACCGAUACCGAAAUCGCCUCGCGGCCAUGGUACGGCCGGUGCGUGUACGACGGCGACAAUACCGUCUGCGACGACCAAAUCGUCACCAUCACCUGGGACGACGAACAGCUUUCCCCUCCCCUCGCUUCUUCUUCAAAAACACCCCUCCGCCUCGCCAAAACAGCAACCUUCCAUAUGAUCGCCCCCACGGAAAAACAAUGCGAACGACGGGGUCGUGUCUACGGCACAAGGGGCGAAAUCAGCUACGACUCGCGCAAUAUCAGCAUAUACUCGUUCGCGACGCGGUCGACCACCCACAUCGCCGUGCCUAAGCAAGCGCCCGAGGAAGAGAAGUCCCACGGCGGUGGGGACUAUGGAUUGGCGCGCAGUUUCGUGAAGGCGGUUGAUGCGGUGGUGAGUCGGGGGAUGGGGGUUGAGGAGGCGCAGAGACGGUUUGUGGGGUGUACGUUGGAGGAAGCGGUUAGGAGUCAUGCGGUGGUGUUUGCGGCAGAAGAGGCGAGGAGGGAGGAGAAGGUUGUGAAGUGGGGAGAAUGGUGGGGGGAGAAAGUCUCUGGACUUGAGGGUUGA
Aspergillus affinis is the source of this 1713-nucleotide messenger RNA. RefSeq names its product Gfo/Idh/MocA family oxidoreductase. Lineage: Eukaryota; Fungi; Ascomycota; Eurotiomycetes; Eurotiales; Aspergillaceae. The coding region runs from base 1 to 1713 and encodes 570 amino acids. The transcript has a single exon. Gene Ontology annotation, molecular function: nucleotide binding. The record is from RefSeq and is a predicted model, not a curated record.